Molecule: messenger RNA, 4172 nt
Organism: Osmia bicornis bicornis
Lineage: Eukaryota; Metazoa; Arthropoda; Insecta; Hymenoptera; Megachilidae
Product: zinc finger protein 420-like
Exons: 2
Coding region: 855-3626 (923 amino acids)
Source: RefSeq, a predicted model, not a curated record
CGGACAAUAUUCAAGGACCCCCCUGAAGUAAUGCUGUGUGGCGAUUCCGGGCAUGGGGGUUCCUCAGUGUCCCCUUCGACUGCGUAACGUGAGAUGGCGCUACUGUCGAAAACAAGAGCGUACCCUCCUACCUUUUCGACGUCCAAAGACGGACUGACUGUGUAAGGGAGGAGACCAGUGAUAAAUAUAGAGGAUUGUUGGUGUACUAGCAAAUGAUGGUACAUAUGGUGAAGAGAUGAUCCAUUAAGAAUGAUUAAAGUUAUGAAAGUUAAAUAACAGGAUAAUUGUAGAAAUAUAUGAGCAUAAAAGACUGUUGUUUGAAUAUUGUGAACUCAGUUCGUCGAUGCCUUUGAAAUAUCGAAAUUUUAAGUCGGAUAUUGCGCAAAGAACGUUGAGAACUUCAGGUGGCGCACGAUUUGCUGUACAUACUCCUGUACAAAUAACCUUGUUACACCAUCGCCCAAAUGGUGAAUUUACAACUUUACAUAACAAAUAAAUUACGAGUGGUACAACAAAUUAAAUAUAUAUUCACUUUUAUGGAUAAUUUAAAGGCCAUAAAAUUGCAACAUACAUAAUCUUAUCUGUAGUCAAUGAAAAUAAGACUCAACAAUACGCUAUAUUUCAAUACAGUGUCGAAGCGAAAAGCACAUAUUUUAUUUCUUAGUAAUAAUAUCUAUACAAGAAUUGUAAUAGUGAAGUGUGAAUAACACGAUCAAUUGUAACGCGUUUACACGCAUUCACGAAUACCGCUUGAUUAUCAGCAAUGACAGGACCUAACUUAACAUGAGGUGAAACUAGGUCCAUAAGGCUUUAACUUUAUAUUACCUGUUAAUAUUUUGGAAAAGUGUUAUAUAAUGGAAAGCCAUGAGAAUGAACAAUAUGUUUCAUUUCCCCUUUCUGGGGUACAUGAUGGAAUACAAGAUAAUAUAAUAUCUCAUGAAGAAAUAUGUGAACCUGUUGACGAGUGUGUCCUUCAAGAAGGACUUACUGAGGUAUCUGUUACAGAUGUCAAUAGUGAUAUUACUGAGGCACAGGUUGCUGUUGAAAUCUUAACAGAACAUUCCGAUGAAGAAGAUGAAAAUCGUGUAGUAUAUCCUAUAUACAUUAAACAAGAAGAACAACAACAAUAUACAUCUGGAGAUGAUGAAUCUAUGGCAGUGGAAGCUCUCAGACAGCUGGGAGGAAUGUAUCCAUGUUUUGAAGAUAAAAAAGUAUCUUGUGCUAAUUGUGCAAAUUUCUUCACACAAACUGAGAUGGCAAAACAUCAAAUUACUUGCACUGCCGUUAAAUUAUCAUGUAUGACUUGUGGAGAAAGAUUUGAAAGAAAGAUGGAUUUAAAUAACCAUAUGGUUUGUCAUCAAGUAGAUCGUCCACAUGCUUGUAGAACUUGUGGUAAUUUGUUUCGUUCAAAAAGCAAUUUAAGAUAUCAUAUGUUACAAGUACAUCAAAUAGAGAGACCUCAUAAAUGCACUAUAUGUGGAGCAGAUUUUCAAAGACCUUCUAGUUUAUCUAAUCAUAUGAAAAUUCAUACAUAUGUUGCCGGACGUGCCAUCAUGCAAUCACAGGGUAAUAAUGUAUCACAGUCUGAAGAAUCUUUUAGAAAGUGGCCUGAAAAUAUGGCGGAGUCUCAAAACAGUGAAGUACCAUCUUCCUCUGUACAGACUGUACAAAAUUAUGAUACAGUUCAUUGGACAGUUCCAUCUUACAAUUUUCCCAAUGAACAAUCAGCAGUUAAUGCAAUAUCAAAUUCUCAAGAAAAAAUAGAUACUCUGCAUGAAUUUACUGUAAUGCCAAAUGGAGAAGUAACACAGUUUGAGUAUUCGCAACAAAACAGUAUAAAUAGCCAAGUAAAUCAACAAUACAAUCUCUCAUUGAAUUCAUUUAAUAAUACCGAUGCAAUGAUAAAGGUUGAAACUAUAUCAUAUAACAGUGAAAACCGAAAAAAUUAUGUAGAAGUUGAAACAAAUGGUACAAAACAGCAUACAUGUAGACACUGUGGAAUUAGUUUCCCUCGUGCAACAGCACUAGUAUCUCACGAAAAAAUUCAUGUAUCUAAAAAUUGGAGCAUGCCAAUUGAAUGUGAAUAUUGUGAUAAACAAUUUCAAGAUGGUAACCACCUGGCAACUCAUCAAACUACAUGUGCAAAGAAGCUAAUGCAAAAUAAUAUAGAACAAGGUUCACCUAAUAAUAAAUGGGGUAAACAUGCAUGUUCCGAAUGUGGCAAAAAAUUUACAACAAAACAAAAAAUGUUCAGACAUCAAUGGAUUCAUAGAAAGAAAACACAUUCCUGUGAAGUAUGUGGAUCUCAAUUUGAAAAACAAAAUCAAUUGGACGAGCACAGACUAUCGGCACAUCCUGGUGAUUCUCCAUUUACUUGUACAGAAUGUGGUAAAAGUUUCGUAUCUCGUCAAGGACUAUGGGAACAUGGAAGAACACAUGCUGGAAGCCCUGCACAUUUUCACUGUGAUACAUGUUCUAAAACAUUUUCAUCUAGACAAGGAUAUUUGAUACAUCACCGAACUCAUACCGGAGAAAGACCAUACGGUUGUAAAUUUUGUUGGAAAGCAUUUAGAGACGGCGGAACUUUAAGAAAACACGAACGUAUUCAUACAGGAGAAAGACCCCAUGUUUGUCCUUUGUGUUCAAGAGCAUUUAAUCAGAAAGUUGUUCUGAGAGAACAUGUUAGAUGGGUUCAUGCAGCAGGAAAAAAUGAAACCGAAGUAACUGGACCUCCUUUUCCUUGCCCCAUAUGCGGAGCUUUAAGUCAAGAUCGGGACGAAUUGUGUGCGCAUAUUGUUAAACAUUCAGAUCAAAUGAUAGCAGAAGCGAAAGCUAAAACAAACAAUAAUGCGCCAAAAAUAAAACAAGUUAAAAAGAAUGCAAAAACGUCUGCAAGUACUAGUUUGGAAGAGAAAGAGGAAAUCGGAAGUCGUAUAAUUACUAAAACAGAACAACACGAAGCACUUUUGUCUAUCACAGACACAGAUAAAUCAGAUAAUCAGCAAAUUUUAAAUGAUAAACAAAAUAAUACCUAUCUUGUAGUUACCACAGAAAAAAAUGAUGACGAUUACAUUACAAUAUCAGAAUUUAAAACUGAAAAUGCAGAAUUAUUAGCUGAUGAAAAACAGGAUGAAAACAUACAUGGAGAAUCUUUAGAUAUGAUUACAGUAGAUAAGCAAAGUAAUACAAAUAUAAAAUUAGAAAGAAGUGCACUUCAUUCUCCAACUGGUCAUGAUGAAAUAACUACAAUGCAUUUAAUACAAGCUUCAAAACAAUCUAAUACUUUGCAUUUAAUAUCAAAACGAAAUGAAUCAUUGCCUGUUUUGACACUACCAAAUCCUCAGGGUCACGAAAAUUUUUCCAGUCAAAUUGCACAAAUAAGUAACAGCGAUGUACCCAUGGAUAUAACUCAUCAUUCAAUUAAACAGGAUCAAGAUGCAAAGGAUCAUAAUGAAAUUGGACAAGAAUCAUUAAUAGCUGAAGGAACGUCCCAUACAGCUGUAAUACAAGUUGUACAGUAUCAUCAAGAAGAAAGUGAUGAUGAAGAGGAAUUAGUUUGUGGUAUUUGUGGAGAAGAUUUUAAUGAUAAAAAUGUGUUAAUGGAACACGUAAAAAUUCAUAUAUAAUUAUUAUUAGUUUAUUACUAUCCAAGUUUGUGAUAUUAUUAUGCUAUUAUUGUGGCUAUGUAAGAAUUAAUGAAUUCGAACAUUUAUAUUCUUGGAACAAAAAAUAUUAAUUGUAAAUACUUAUGUAUUAGUUUUCAGUAGUAAUAGCAGUAAAGCACCAAUUUUCUAUGUCUCUUAAAAACGCACUGAUAUUAAAACAAAACAGGGAAUUUUAAUUAUAUUUGUACAUUUUGAAUUCAUUCACUUUCGGUUCUCUCAAAUGCUUUUGCACAUUUAGAUCCUACACUAUAUACAUAGUAAAAUUAUGUAAAUGUAUUAAAAUAAAAUUAUAGAUAAAGGUUUAUAUAUUAUGUAAAGCACAUUACUGGUUGUCAUAAAGGAACAAGAAACAUAUCGUAAACAAUUAUUAUUAAUUCAACUUUACGAAUUGUUUAAUCUUUUAAAUUUUUAUCGAUUUACGGUACAUAAAUUAUGGCUAAGCUAAAACGGCAUUUAAAAUAUAGAAUAUGAGAUGUAAUAAGGAAAUAAAGUGCAUUUUAUUUUCUA